Messenger RNA from Tachysurus fulvidraco (yellow catfish), 4892 nucleotides. It is a transcript of the gene scara3, whose product is annotated as scavenger receptor class A, member 3. The transcript is spliced from 7 exons. The record is from RefSeq and is a predicted model, not a curated record. The coding region runs from base 359 to 2110 and encodes 583 amino acids. NCBI's taxonomy places the organism in Eukaryota, Metazoa, Chordata, Actinopteri, Siluriformes, Bagridae.
ACCUCUCCCUCCCCUUCUUUCUGUCCUUCUCCCACUGAGAAACACACUCCAAUUUCUGUUGUGUCUUUUCAAACUGCACAUGUUUUUAGCUUCAUCUAGUUCUGCGGAAAAGAGAAGCAUGUUCUGGAGCGGCUGCUACAUACGCGCACUUGCUUAAACAUGUAGCACAUGUUAGCUGCUCAAAUCAGCAAGUGAGCUCCGAUUACAAUAAAGUGGACUUGUUAAAAACAGGAUACUUAUUCAAGACACGUAUUCAGCUGUAUAAUUGGACAGUGGAGGACUUGUGAACUGAGACAGCUUUCAAGACUACUGUACCUGCUCAUCACUGUUCCUUCUGAAACAUCAUUACAUAGCAAAUAUGAAAGAAAGUUAUUGUGGAUACGAGAACCAGCUAUUCAAAGAGGAGGACCUGACCGGAGAGGAGGAAGAGAUUCCUCCCUUCAGAGGAAGAACCCGUGGAGGUUGUUUGAAAUGCCAGCAGACUCGUUCUCUCCAGCUGGCUGUCAGAGUUCUAUAUGGCUUCUUUGCCUUCAUAGUCAUCGCCUUGGCAGUCCUGGCUUCUCUGGUUUUUAGGAAGGUGGACAGCUUAUAUGAAGAUAAAAAUAUACCCAAGGCCCAGGGAAGUACAGCAGAUCUCAUGAACUGCACUGAAUGCUACAGCACAGUUAACUUCCGAGACGAGAUCACCAGGCUCAAAAAGGAGUUUGAAGACCUCCAAAAGAUGAUUGUGGGUCAAGAGCAGUUAUUGGACCAGUCUACGCAAUCCCAAAACACUAUAACACAAUCCAAUAACAAGAUGAUAAGAGAUUUCCAGGCUUAUGGGAUUACUAUUAAAAGAAUUAACCAAUCUCUUGAGCAGUACCUCAAUCAGGUAAAUGGAUGGCAGGCUGUUAUCAAUGAGACUGAUCAGGGCAUGAAGACCUUGGUCCAAGACCAAUAUGAUUUGAAGGCUACUGUGCAACAGGUCAACAGUACUGUCGCACUUAGUGCAUUGUGGAUAGAUGCUCUUAAGCGGAAAGCAGAAGAAGAGGCUUUGGUGCUACAGAAAAUUACCAAAGACUGGCAGAACUACAGCAGAGCACUUACUGCACUCAAGACCAAUUCCAGCAACAAUGUCCAAACAAUGCGAAACAUUCAGAGUGGCAUCUCUGCCACACAUCAGAGAAUCAGUAUGAGCUCAGAUAUGGUACAUGAGCUCACGUUACAGGUCAUGAACCUCCAGAUACAGCUGGACAAUGUGUCUUCUUACAUUGAUGAGCAUGAGGAGAACAUGCAUGACCACCAGUAUCACGCCAAAUACUAUGAAAAUAGGACUGGGGAAAGGUUUAUGACACUGGACACAAGAAUGAGUUCCAUUGAACUGGAGAUUGAUACCAUUGCCUCUAGCAUCAAUGCAACAGUCAGUCAUGUUCAGAGCAUGUACAAAUACAUCAACAUGGAGAGCUCAUCUUGCCAGUCAAAGCUGGGCAGCCACACAGAAGACUUGCAGAAUUUAAACAAUACUGUCUUGCUUCUGUUAAACCUGGCUGAUUCCUUGAGAUCACGAUAUAUGAUGCUUAAUGUACGUCUUGAUAUGGACAUGAGGAACAUCUCUAUGCUUAUGGAGGAGAUGAAGUUGGUGGACAUCAGCCAUGCUCAGCUAAUCCAAAACUUCACUAUUCUGAAAGGCGCUCCUGGUCCACCAGGUCCAAAAGGGGACAGGGGUGAAACUGGGACAACAGGUCCUACAGGAUCAAUAGGGAUCAAAGGAGACAAAGGCCGUGUUGGUUUUCCUGGUGUGCCAGGGCCAAAGGGUUUUGUGGGGCCUAAAGGAGAUCAAGGGGAAACUGGUCCUUCUGGAAUUAAAGGAAGCCAAGGGCUUAAAGGAGCAAAAGGGUCUUUAGGACAACCAGGACCUCGAGGUGAACAGGGGCAGAAGGGUGACAUGGGAUUUUCUGGCAAAGAUGGAUUGCAAGGGCAGAAAGGACCACCAGGAAUCCAGGGUCAAGCAGGACUGCCUGGUUUACAUGGGAUCCCUGGGCCUACUGGAAAACCUGGUCCUGUUGGCCCACCUGGUCCUCCUGGUCUACCUGGUCCUCCUGGUCCACCAGGGAACUCCACAAUGGGAUGAAAAAUGUUAAGAUCAAUCUGUUACCAAACUUAUUGUACCAUGUGGUGAAAUAUUUCACAAACAACUUUGUUGGACACAGUGAUGUUACUGAGUAUGGCUGGAUGAAAUCAACUUCAGCUGCAUACAUUUCAUGAAAAUUUCACCUUUAAUAGACCUUAUCUUACAUCAUUUAGCAGACACACUUAUCCAGAGUGACUUACAAUUUUUAUUUCAAUUUAUACAACAGAAUAAUUGAGGGUUAAGGGCCUUGCUCAGGGGUCCAGCAGUGGCAGCUUGGUGGACCUGAGAUUCGAACUCAUGGCCUUCCGAUCAUUAGUCGAACACGAUAACCACUGAGCUACCACAUCCCACUGUCUUCAAUAUACAUCCCUCAGGCUAUAAACUGCACAUAAAUAUACAAUAUCUGACCCUCAUCACAGGACUGUGCACUAGGCAACUUGGCAUUACUUUGUACUGAGGAUGGAAGACUAUGUAGGACUUACUACAGCACAGGUUUUUUUGCCAAACAUUUUUGGACUUUUGCUUUUAUAUAUACCUUGAAUAGAUAUUUUAAGAAUGUCUCUGAAUCAUAGAACGGUAAGUUGUGAUAUUUGUGAUGGCCUUUUAUGUGUUUAUUUCAUUAAAAAUCCCUUACAUAUCAUGACAACAAACUUUAAGGCACUUUAAAUGUUAAUAGUAUUUUUAAUCAAGCCAUUAUUGUAGAAUUACUUCUAUUUUUUGUAUAUACACCGUGGUGUAUUCAGAGCAGGUACUCUGAACAAGAUAGAACAGCGUGAAGCUGUGAGAUGUUUUAUUAUUAAUCCUGCAGCCAUACUAUUACCAACAAAAGUGUAAAAUACAACACACACAAUAAGAAAAUGGAUACUAUAGCACCGAUACUAUGUUAAAGCGUACAUUUUGCUGAUUUUAUAUGUGCAAAAAUAAUUUUUUAAUGCUUUCACCAUAACAUCAUAGUGAACAUAUUUUAUGCUCUUGUGGACAAUUUUAUAUGGUGUUGUAAGAGUUUAAUUUUGACAUUAGUGUUUUUACACUAUGUUAAAUAAUAAAGAAAUAAAAUCAUUUAUUGAAAUAAAGCACAAUUCCAGGAUAACUUGCCAAGUAUUCAAUACUGUACAAUGUAUAAAACUGACCAGCACCAUCUUUGAUGCAAAUGAUGUGCAAUGAUGUAAAACUAGAAGUAAUGAUGCAAAACUAGAAAUAUAUUUUUUAUAACUACUUAUAUUACACACACAAGCACACACAUAUAUAGUGUUGCUUGAAAGUUUGUGAACCCUUUAAAAUUUCUAUAUUUCUGCAUAAAUAUACCCAAAACAUCAUCAUAUUUUCCAAAAACCCCAAAAGUGAACAUAAUCAAAAAGAUCAGACAAAUAUACUUGGUAAAUUUUUCAUUCAGAAAAAUGUUCUAAUAUUAUAUAUUUGUCAGAGGCAAAAGUAUGUGAACCUCUAGGUUUAGUACCUUAUUUCAAGGUGAAAUUAGGGUCCAUCUGAUUUCAGUCAAUGAGAUGACAAACAAGUCUCCAUGAGUAACUUUUAUUUAAAGAACAGAGACAUAUCAAAGUCUGAUGUUUUUGACGUGUGUUUGUGGAAGGGGAUCAUUGCAAAAACAAAUGAGAUUUCUAAAGACUUCAGAAAAAGAGUUACAAAAUCCUCUCUUAAGGGACUGGACUCAGUCAUAUAGAUUCUGUACAAAUGGAGGAAAUUUAAGACCAUUGGUACAUUCCCACAAGUGGUCAACCAACAAAGAUCAUGGAUGUUCAUGGAUCUGCCAUCAGGUGAACACUGAACAACCUCUGUACAAGGCAGAGUUGCAAGGAGAAAGCCACUACUCUCCAAAAAGAACAUUGUGUACAAGCUAGAGGACUAUUGGAAAAAUAAUUUCUGGAUAAAUGAGACCAAAAAACAACUUUUUAUUUUAAAAUGAGAAGCAUUAUUUUUGGAGAAAGGAAAAUACUGAAUUCCACCAUAAGAACAUUAUUCCAUCUAUGAAACAUGGUGGUGGUAGUAUCAUGCUUUUGGCCUGUAUUGCUGCAUCUGGGCCAGAAGAGCUCGCCAUCAUCGAUGGAACAAUGAAUACAGAAUUAUCUGAGUGAUCUCUAAAUAAAAAUGUUAAGACAUCUGUCCAUGAAAUGAAUCUCAAGAAAAAAUGGGUCAUACACCAAGACAACGAGCACAAGCACACAAGUGUGUCCACCAAAGAAUGAUUAAAGAGGAAUAAAGAUAAUGUUUUAGAAUGGCCAAGUCAAUGUCCUGACUUUAAUCCAAAAGAAAAAUUGUGGAAGGACCUAAAGCAAUCACUUCAUGUGAGGACAGUUGAAGAGUGUUGAAGCUCUUCUGUAGUGAGGAAUGGAAUAAAAUUCUUCUAAGCUGUUGUGCAGGACUGAUCAAAAGUUUCUAAACAAUUUAUUUACAGUUAUUGCUGCACAAGGAGUCACGAUAGAUACUGAAAGCAAAGGUUCACGUACUAUUUCAAGUCACAGUUAUGUAAUGCUGGAUAAUUUUUGUCAAUGAAGAAGUAUAAAUAUUGUUGGCUCAUUUGCUUGAUUAUUGUCUUGAGAUUUUCCAAAGGAAAAAAUAGUAUGGCAGCUCGAGGCCUGUUUAUUGUAAACUAAAUUCAAUUUAUUAAAGCCAUGCAAGCAAGAGAAAUGUAAUUAACAUUGAAUGAUAUUCAGUUGUUUGAAGCUGUGUCAAAUAUUUUAAAGCCUUUUAUGCAAAAGAAGCCGGUUACUGAGUGCAAGUACAGACUCACCACUGCAUCACGUAUAUGUAAAUAUACUUAUCAAAA